Eutrema salsugineum is the source of this 1287-nucleotide messenger RNA. RefSeq names its product DNA repair protein RAD51 homolog 1. Bases 93 to 1121 code for a protein of 342 amino acids. Gene Ontology annotation, cellular component: condensed nuclear chromosome. Gene Ontology annotation, molecular function: ATP-dependent DNA damage sensor activity; ATP binding; single-stranded DNA binding. Gene Ontology annotation, biological process: mitotic recombination; double-strand break repair via homologous recombination; DNA recombinase assembly. NCBI's taxonomy places the organism in Eukaryota, Viridiplantae, Streptophyta, Magnoliopsida, Brassicales, Brassicaceae. The transcript has 9 exons. The record is from RefSeq and is a predicted model, not a curated record.
AGAUUUCGCCAUUUCCCUCCUCUCGCUAGUCGCAAAUUCUCUUUUGCUCUCUCGCUUUCACUGGUGCCACGAAUCUGUUCUGAUAGAGAGCGAUGACGACGAUGGAGCAGCGUAGAAACCAGAAUGCUGUUCAACAACAAGACGUCGAAGAGAUCCAGCACGGCCCUUUUCCCGUCGAACAGCUUCAGGCGGCAGGUAUUGCUUCCGUUGAUGUAAAGAAGCUUAGGGAUGCUGGUCUCUGCAGUGUUGAAGGUGUUGCAUAUACUCCAAGGAAGGAUCUCUUGCAGAUUAAAGGAAUUAGUGAUGCCAAGGUUGACAAAAUCGUUGAAGCAGCUUCAAAGCUGGUUCCUCUGGGUUUCACUAGUGCUAGCCAGCUCCAUGCCCAGAGACAGGAGAUAAUUCAGAUUACCUCUGGAUCACGGGAGCUCGACAAAGUUCUUGAAGGAGGAAUUGAAACUGGAUCCAUCACUGAGUUAUAUGGUGAGUUCCGCUCUGGGAAGACUCAGUUGUGCCAUACACUGUGUGUAACAUGUCAACUUCCCAUGGAUCAAGGAGGUGGAGAGGGAAAGGCGAUGUACAUCGACGCGGAGGGAACAUUCAGGCCACAAAGACUGUUGCAAAUAGCUGACAGGUUCGGGCUAAAUGGAGCUGAUGUGCUGGAAAACGUGGCCUAUGCGAGGGCCUACAAUACUGAUCAUCAGUCAAGGCUUUUGCUUGAAGCAGCAUCAAUGAUGGUUGAAACAAGAUUUGCUCUCGUGAUUGUCGAUAGUGCUACAGCUCUCUACAGGACAGAUUUCUCUGGAAGGGGAGAGCUUUCAGCCCGACAAAUGCAUCUUGCAAAGUUCUUGCGAAGUCUUCAGAAGUUAGCUGAUGAGUUUGGUGUGGCCGUCGUCAUAACAAACCAAGUAGUUGCGCAAGUAGAUGGUUCAGCUCUUUUUGCUGGUCCACAGUUUAAGCCAAUUGGUGGCAAUAUCAUGGCUCAUGCCACCACAACAAGGCUGGCACUGAGGAAAGGAAGAGCAGAGGAGAGAAUCUGCAAAGUGAUAAGUUCGCCAUGCUUGCCAGAAGCAGAAGCUCGAUUUCAAAUAUCAACAGAAGGUGUAACAGAUUGCAAGGAUUGAUUGUUUUGGCUUGCUUCUCUGCCUUUUUGUGUUGUGAGCAACCCAUUUCACUUGUAAUGUCAAAGAAGCUUGUUCUUUUGUUUCUAGUCACUGUUGAUUAAGAACAGACUGUGUAAGCAUAAAAGUAGUGAUGAGAGAGCAAAAACAAGUUUUGUAAGUAGGUUUA